Molecule: messenger RNA, 1048 nt
Organism: Glycine soja
Lineage: Eukaryota; Viridiplantae; Streptophyta; Magnoliopsida; Fabales; Fabaceae
Product: vacuolar protein sorting-associated protein 2 homolog 2-like
Exons: 11
Coding region: 181-834 (217 amino acids)
Biological process (GO): late endosome to vacuole transport; protein transport; endosome transport via multivesicular body sorting pathway
Cellular component (GO): multivesicular body; ESCRT III complex
Source: RefSeq, a predicted model, not a curated record
AAAGACGACCGUUGGUUACGUGGACACUCAGCACGCUCCCCGAGGCACAUUUUCUCCUCACUCGCUCUCUCAUUUCUCGUCUUUGCUACAAACGCCACACUUCACACACUGUACAGUGCCUCCUUUCAACUCUGCUUCAAUUAGGGUUUUCCCUUCUCCGAGAUCAACGCCAACAACAACAUGAACAUCUUCAAGAAGAAAACCUCACCCAAAGAGGCUCUGCGGACAAGUAAGAGGGAAAUGGCUGUUGCAACCAGAGGAAUUGAAAGAGAGAUAACAUCGCUUCAGAUGGAGGAAAAAAAACUGGUGGCAGAGAUUAAAAGAGAAGCAAAAACAGGAAAUGAGGCUGCCACCAGAAUCUUAGCUCGUCAACUUGUUAGGUUACGUCAACAGAUAACCAAUUUGCAGGGAAGUCGUGCUCAGAUCAGGGGUGUAGCAACUCACACACAGGCAUUAUAUGCAAGCACUUCAAUCUCUACGGGAAUGAAGGGUGCAACUAAAGCAAUGGUGGCAAUGAAUAAGCAAAUGGCACCGGCAAAACAGGUUAAAGUGAUCAAAGAAUUCCAAAAGCAAUCAGCACAAUUGGACAUGACGAUUGAGAUGAUGUCAGAAUCUAUUGAUGAAACUUUAGACAAAGAUGAAGCUGAGGAAGAAACAGAAGAGCUCACUAACCAGGUUCUUGAUGAGAUUGGAGUAGAUAUUGCAUCCCAGUUAUCUUCUGCUCCAAAAGGGCGUAUUGCUUCAAUAAAUACUGAAAAUGUUGCUCCAAGACCAGCAGAAUCCCAAGAUGUUGAAGAUCUUGAAAAGAGAUUGGCUUCUCUUCGAAGAAUAUAAAUAUCUGAUCAUCUAUAUGUUAAUGUACAAAUCAUUAUGUAUACUAUAGCAAUGGAGACAUUGUAUUAUUGGCACCUCAUAUAAUUACCAAUUUUAUGCUGAUGUGUGUUUGGAUAUAAAGAACUAGCAAAAAUAGUUUUAGACUGGAAUAUAUAUUACUACCCCCAUACAUUUAUCAGUUGGGAAUUUGUAAAUGUGUUUAUCGAUAAGCUUA